GCAAAAUUAAAUUAAGAAAACGACUGCAAUAAUUUUUUCUGGUUUCAAAACUUUGUGGGGAAGAUGGAAGGCUAAGCCAACAUCAGCGGAAUUUGAACUCAGAACGUAAAGCCAGUAGAAGUGCCGCAUCGAUCUGUUCCUUCACUUGUAAUCAACAGUUCUUUUACUUGUUUCAGCCAUUAGACUAUGGCCAUAGUCUGGAGCACCGUGUUGAAGAAUUUUAGUCGAACAAAUCGACUCAAUCUAUCAGGAUCUGAUGAAUAAAGAAGUAAAUAAAAAUUAAAGGGGAAAUAAUUAGGUUCCCAUUCUCUAAAAUGUGGAUGCGUGUAAAAAGAAAAUUACGUCAAUUUAGAAUGUCAGACAAUUUAUUCGUUUCAUAUUUACAUGAAUUUAUAUGGAGGAAUUCCGUACGAAAGGAAAAAACUUUUGUUCACUUUUUGAUGGCUGUAGCCAAAGUCUAGAAUAAAAGAUGACAUUGGCAAAGAACCGUUUACAUCAGAAAUAUCAUCAGUGUUUAUAAUCUGUGAGAGAUUAAAGGAAGAUACUAUAUAGAAGAGAUAUAAUCCUGUUUAUAUAAAUCUAUAGUGAAAUAAGAGAAAUAUUUUUAUUUCUUUUCUGCAGUGUGAAUCAGAAUAGAACUGUCUGGAAUGUAGGUGAUUUUGCAUUCUGAUUAUCCCUUUAGUAUUUAAUGCAGUCAUAUCCAUCCCAAAUAUUUUACCUGUUUUAUGUCAAAACUGACCAGAUCCAUCUUCUCACACCUGCUCUAUAAUGUCAUUCUGAAAAUGUACAAAAACUCCAUUGAAUUCUUGAAGGUACAACGUGAUGCAUGAUUAAUUCAAAACAGUGUGAAUAAAUAAGCAAUACAUUUGACAAAGAAUUCUGAAUGCAAAAGCAUUAAACUUGGAUUACAUUGUGGUUUGCAGGAUUUUCCCAUUCCUAGAACUAAAUACGGCUGAUGGAAAAAUAGUGGUAGAAAUAAAUAUUGGAUUGAAAAAUACUUUGGGUAGAAAAAGUCUGAGGCUGGCCAUGGGAGUGAACCCACAUCUCCUGUAAACAUGUACUUAGAGAUAUAUUGUUCCAAAAAAUAAUUAUUUCACAUUCUCUCAAAAAGUUUUGAAUUCUUAUGGCAUAGAUAAGAGUAGAAAUAUUUGUUAGGAAUCAACUAAAAAACAAAACGAGGAAAACAUUUGUAUGUUAAGGUGAAAGAAGAAAAAUGAUGGAAAAUGAAUUAUGCGAGAAAAAAGGUAUAUUUAAACCGCAGUCUAAUUUUAUUGAUUUUCCUGGUGAUAUAAAGAAAGAGGAAGAGAAACCAUUAUAUCAUUGUGAUAUCUGUGAAAAGAUGUUCUAUAAAAAAUGCCACCUAAUGAUACACAAACGUAUUCAUACAGGAGAGAAACCAUAUCACUGUGAUAUCUGUGGUAAAUCAUUCUCUGUAGGUAGUACCCUAACUAAACACAAACGCAUUCAUACGGGGGAGAAGCCUUACCAAUGUGAUGUCUGUGGUAAAUCAUUUUCUGGAAGUAGUGACUUAACUAUUCAUAUACGCAUUCAUACAGGAGAGAAACCAUAUGUCUGUGAUAUCUGUGACAAAUCAUUCUCUGUACGUGGUCAUUUAACUGAACAUAAGCGUAUUCACUCGGGAGAGAAACCAUAUCAGUGUGAUAUCUGUGGUAAAUCAUUCUCUCAAAGUUGUACCUUAACUAACCACAAAGGCAUUCACACAGGUGAAAAACCACACAACUGUAGCAUUUGUGGUAAAUCAUUCUCACUAAGACAUCACUUAACUGAACACAAGCAUAUUCAUUCAGGAGAGAAACCAUAUCAUUGUGAUAUCUGUUAUAAAUCAUUUUAUCAGAUUCGUACCUUAACUAAUCACAAACGUUUUCAUACAGAUGGGAAAACAUAUCACUGUGAUAGCUGUGGUAAAUCUUUCUUUCAAAAUAUUGAAUUAGUUACUCAUAAACGUAUUCAUACUGGAGAGAAACCAUAUCAGUGUGAUAUCUGUGGUAAAUCAUUCUCUCAUAAUCCUAACUUAACUAUACACAAACGUGUUCAUACAGGUGAGAGACCUUAUCUCUGUGACAUUUGUGGUAAAUCAUUCUCUCAUAACCAUCACUUAACAAGACACAAAAGUAUUCAUGCAGGCAAGAAGCCAUAUCACUGUGAUAUUUGUGGUAAAUCAUUCUCUGAAAACAGUCUCUUAUCUACACAUUCAUGUAUUCUGAAAGAAAAAAACUUUUUCUGGUUAGAUUUCAACAAACUGAAGUGGAAGGAACUAUUUGAAGAUUACAAGUCUGAUGGAAUUUAUUUUGGUGAGAAGAGCAUAAUUAUGGAAAAAGAUUUGUGGGAGAACAAAGUUGAGUUUAAAACAAAAUCUAAAACAAUCGAUUCCUCAGAAGAUAUAAAGAAAGCAGCAAGUAAAAUAACAUAUGAGUGUGAUAUAUGUAAGAAAAUAUUUUCUCAAAAAUGUAACCUCAUUAGACACAGCUAUAUUCAUACAGGAGAGAAACCAUAUCACUGUGAUAUCUGUGGUAAAUCAUUCUCUCUUAGUACACUCUUAAAUAGACACAAACGGAUUCAUACUGGAGAGAGACCAUUUUCCUGUGAAAUCUGUGGUGAAUCUUUCUCUCGAAGGCAUCACUUAACUACACACAAACGUAUUCACACAGGAGAAAAGCCAUAUCAUUGUGAAAUCUGUGGUAAAUCUUUCUCCCAAGGAAAUACCUUAACUAUACAUAAACGUAUUCAUACAGGGGAGAAGCCAUACCAUUGUGAUAUCUGUAGUAAAUCAUUCUCCCAAAACGGUGAGUUAGCUCAUCACAAAUGUAUUCAUACAGGAGAAAAUCCAUAUCAAUGUGAUAUCUGUGGUAAAUCUUUCUGUCACAGUAGUUCCUUAACUGGACACAAACGUAUUCAUACAGGAGACAAGCCAUAUCACUGUGGUAUCUGUGGUCAGUCAUUCUGCCGUAGUAGUUACUUAACUGGACACAAACGUAUUCAUACAGGGGAGAAACCAUAUCACUGUAAUGUCUGUGGUAAAUCAUUCUCUCAAAAAAGUAACUUAACCAGACAUGUACGUAUUCAUGCAGUAAAAUAACUGUAUCAGUAAAUCAAUGAUAGAAAAAUAAUGUAAAUAAGAAAAAUAAUGUAAAUUACAACUGAAUAUUUGUCGAUCAAAUUGUUCCAUUUUUCACAUUGAUAUAGACAUGGCUGUGUGUCUGAGAAGUUUCCUUCUCAACCACAAGGUUCCAGUUUUAGUCCCACUGUGACAAAUUGGGUAAGUCUUUUGUAAUGUCGCUGCGUACAGGAGACAAAUCAUUUCACAGAGAAACCUGUAGUAUAUCAUCUCUCUUAACGGUAUCUGCGUUAAAUCAUUCUCUGGAAUAGGUAGCCUAACUAAAUAUAAACACUGAUACAAGAGAAAAGCCAUAUCACUUUGAAAUCUGUGCUAAAUCUUUCUCUCACGGAACUACUUUAGCUAUACAUAAACAUAUUCAUAUAGGAGAGAAACCAUUUGAUUGUGAUUCCUGUGGCAAAUGUUCCUCUCAAAGACCAUUAACUAACCAGAAAUGUAUUCAUACAGGAGAAAAACCAUAUUCCUGUGAAAUCUGUGCUAA
Molecule: messenger RNA, 3617 nt
Organism: Octopus bimaculoides (California two-spot octopus)
Lineage: Eukaryota; Metazoa; Mollusca; Cephalopoda; Octopoda; Octopodidae
Biological process (GO): regulation of transcription by RNA polymerase II
Molecular function (GO): RNA polymerase II cis-regulatory region sequence-specific DNA binding; DNA-binding transcription factor activity, RNA polymerase II-specific
Source: RefSeq, a predicted model, not a curated record